Molecule: messenger RNA, 692 nt
Organism: Malurus melanocephalus (red-backed fairy wren)
Lineage: Eukaryota; Metazoa; Chordata; Aves; Passeriformes; Maluridae
Product: nuclear receptor coactivator 1-like
Exons: 5
Coding region: 1-684 (227 amino acids)
Biological process (GO): cellular response to hormone stimulus; positive regulation of transcription by RNA polymerase II
Cellular component (GO): nucleus
Molecular function (GO): nuclear receptor binding
Source: RefSeq, a predicted model, not a curated record
AUGGGAUUGGGGUACCUGGGCUAUGGUCAGGAGGAGUUGAUGAACAGCAGCGUCUACAGCGUUCUGCACGUGGGGGAUCACGCGGAAUUCGUGAGGAAUUUACUGCCCAAAUCACUGGUGAACGGCGUCCCCUGGCCGCAGGACCCCUCUCGCCGCAGCAGCCACACCUUCAGCUGUCGGAUGCUGCUGCGACCCCCGGACGAGGCCGGAGCCGAAAACCUCGAGGCGCGACAGAGAUACGAACUGAUGCAGUGUUUCACUGUGGCACAGCCCCGGGCGUUCCGGGAUGAUGGAGAGGAUUUCCAGUCGUGCCUGAUCUGCAUCGCCCGGAGGCUCCCGCGCCCGGCGCCUGCCCCAGCUGAGUCCUUCGUCACCAAACAGGACACCACAGGGAAGAUCAUCUCCAUCGACACGAGCUCGCUGCGCGCCGGGGGCCGGGCGGGAUGGGAGGAUCUGGUCCGGAAAUGCAUCUACGCCUUCUUCCAGCCGCAGGGCCGACAGGCGUCCUACGCCAAACAGCUCUUCCAGGAGGUGAUGACCCGCGGCGCCGCCUUCAGCCCCCCGUACCGCUUCACGCUGAGCGACGGCUCCGUGCUGAGCGCCCAAACCAAAUGCAAACUCUGCUGCCCCUCGGGCCCCGAGGCUCAGCCCUUCAUCAUGGGCGUGCACGUCAUCGACAGGUGAGAGAUCCU